AUGUUAAGAACUUUUGGAAAAAUCAAUGUGUGAGUCUCUACACAAGAAAUUACAAAUUAAGUUAGUUAAUUUACAUCUAUAAUAUGUUUUCAGGUUUAGUAAUCUGGUGCGUUGUUCUCCAUUGCGAGUAUGUUGUUAUGAAGUAUUUAAGGCUAAUGUACAUACAUCAACCAUGUUAAGAAAAAAGAGACGAUCAAAAGAUGAAAAGGUAAAUUACAAUAUUAAUUAGUUGCUUUAUAUUUUAUAAUUUACAUAAUUACCUUUUUUCUAAACAUUUUUGAAACGGUAGGGUGAAAUAUGAAAUUGACUUUAAAAUUUAAACACAAUUCUUUAUACUAUUUUAUUAUGUAGAACAAAAAAAGUUUAAAAUAGGUUUUUUGUUUGAUUUCUAAUGUAUUUUAACUUUCAAUAUUUUUAGAUCAACAAUAUCAAACCUGAAAUUGAUCUAAAUUUAAAAAAAAAAAAAACUAUUGAUGUUUGGAAAAGUAUGACCGUUUCAGAAUUGGCAAAUGCUACUAAAAUACCAGUAGGUAAACUAUGCAUUAACUGAAAAUAUUUUUAAUUAUUCUAAACAAUUUAAGAGUUCUGUAUUAUCAUAAGUUUAUUUUGUGUGCAAGCAGUGCUGUAUAUUUUAUUGAGAGGUAACUAAGGAGACUUAUUUGCUCAUUUGAUCUUUUUUUUUAGUAUCUAUUAUUUAUGACUACCUAUUUUUAAAAUUAAUUUUGAAUAUGUUAGUAUUCAUAAUUAAUACAUAAAGAAAACCUGACCAUUAUAUUAUGAAAUAGUUUAAAUUAGUACCUACUAACAGUAAAUAAAUUAAUAGUUAUUAUUUACUUAGGUAGAAUGGGUACCUACCUAGUUAUUUGAUUUCAAUGAUUAUCAGUGGCGCCAAAUCUGUAUAUUAGGUUUGGCAACUACCACACCUAAUUUAACGGGUGGGUAUAUCUUCUAGCAUUAGUAGUUUAGUAUAAAACAUUGUACAAUUAAUAUAAGGAGCAUUAUAAAUAACGCAAAUCAGUCCAUUCCUAAACUGCUGUAGCAUGCACUGAGUAAUUGCAUUAGUAAAAGCAGACAAAUAUAUAACUAUAACCAUUAGUUUAACGAUAAAUAACCAAUAGUACCUAAUCAGUUUUUAAAUCUACAAAAGCGGUUACAGUUAGGCUGCACGUAGGUUAUAUACAGUGAAAACAUGUACACGGUAGUAUUGUUAUUAUUUAACUACUUUUGGUUAUAAUAUAGUAAAACCAAUAGAUCCCUCGCUGUGCUCAUUAUAUAAAAUAUACAUCAUUGUAAAACCAAUACAUUCCUGUCUAUGUCAAAUGUCAAUAACAGUUUCUAAUGAUCAUAUAAGUCAUUUUUAUGCUCAUUACAAAUUAAAGUACCUAUUUAUACAUUAAAAUAUUAAAUGUUGCAAAAAUGUAAACAUUAUUCAUUAAAUAAUAUUUUAUAGUUAAAGAUAUUGGUAAUUGGUGUAAGAGGCAUAUCCCCUCACAUCAAUUUAGGUUUGAUACUGUGUAGAGGUAGGUGGGUAUAAAUUAAUGUUUAUUGCCGCACAUACAAAAAAUUAGUUCGGCACCAUUGAUCAUUAUAUUAGGAGAGAUUGCAUAUCAUAAAUAACUUACAAAAAAAAUAUAAAUUAUUAAUACAUUGUUUAGUUUGGGUACACAUAAUACAGUAUGAAACUAUGUAUUUCUAAAUUCAAUGUUUCUCAUCUGAAAAAUCCCAUUUUUAAUAUGCUAUUGUAUACAACAGUGGUUUUCAACCUUUUUGGGUUCACGGCUCUUCUGAUUUUGAAAACCAAAUUACUGGCUCCUUUACAAAUAAUAAUAUAAAUAAUAUAAAUUAAAAUAAAUAAAUUCAUUCUACUAUAUUUACUACAGAGGAGGCUCCCUUGAUAAUAAACCACAACACUCUUAGGAGCUGCGAUGCACAAGUUGAAAACCACUGGUACUAGUAUACACAAUUAUUGGUUUUAUACAAUUUUAAUCUCUGUUUAAAUUUAUUUUAAAUACUACUCCAUCUAUUUAUGGAAUUUUUAAUAUAGUUUGUCUUUUGAAAAUCAAAAGUCGGUAGUCGUUUCACCCCCAAAAAUUAGGAUGAAAAAAAUAAUGUGAAUGUUAAAUUUUAGUACAGCUUGUUUCUUAAAUGUUCUUUAAAUCAAAUUUCGAAAUUAAGUUAAUACUUUCCGAGAUAAUGAGUGUCUUAUGAUAAAUUGAUCACCCUGUAUGUAUCUAAAUAAAUAAAUGUGGAAUAUCUAUACAAUUUUAUUACAGAUAAUGUUAUUCAAAUAAUUGAAUAUGUUAUAAGUCCAAGUUUGAAUGAUAUUGAUCCUAAUGUUGCCAUAGAAAAUGUUCCGUUACUUCGUGAAAUUGUUAAAAAAUGUGGAUUUAAGUGUAAUUUAACAUCAAAUCCUAGUAAAAGUAAAAAAUCAUCAGAUAAUCAUUUAAAAGAUGCUGUUAAAAGGUAAAAUAAAUUUCAAUAAAAUUUAGAGUAUGUUAAAAAUGUUAAUGAUUUCAUAAAAAAAAAAUUUCUUUGUAUUUUGCCAUUAUUCUAAUCAUUUGGAAUUUACUAUAAAUUAUUUAAUAUUUUGUAUAGCAAAUUUAAUUGAAUUAUGUAAAUUUUACUGUAUAACUUUUAGACCCCCUGCCCCAUAUAAUUCUACCGUUAUGAGACAUCCUGUUGUUACAAUAAUGGGUCAUGUAGAUCAUGGGAAAACUACUUUAUUAGAUACUUUAAGAAAUGCAUCAGUUGCUAAAUCUGAAUUUGGAGCUAUUACACAACACAUUGGUGCUUUUCCAGGUAAUGAUAAUUUUAUUCACAAUAAAAUAUUUGAAUUUACUAAUCUUUAUUUUUUCAAUGUCAGUUGUUUUGGAGAAUGGAAAAAAAAUAACAUUUUUUGAUACACCUGGACAUGCAGCCUUUGCUACAAUUAGAAGUCGAGGUGCACAAGUUACAGAUAUUGUUGUAUUAGUAGUAGCAGCUGAUGAUGGAGUGAAGGAUCAAACUAUUGAGUCAAUACGAAUGGCUAAACAUGCCAAAGGUAUAUAAUAUAAUAAUAUACAAAUAAAUUAAGUGUAACAAUUUCGGUUAAUUCAAGUACAUGUUAUAAAUUAUAAAUUCUUUUAGUUCCCAUCAUCGUAGCUAUCAACAAAAUAGACAAACCUACUGCUAACAUUGUAUGCAUUUAUUAAUAAUAAUAAAAACUUGAGGAUUAUUUUGUAAAAUGUGUAUAUUUUUUUUUCAAGGAGCGUUGUAAAAAAAUGUUGCAAACUCAAGGUGGUUUGGAUCUUGAAGAAUUUGGUGGUAGUGUGCAAGUAGUUCAAAUAUCUGCCUUGCACGGUACCAAUUUUGAUGAUUUAAUUGAAUCAAUUUUAACACAAGCUGAAAUAUUAGAUCUGAGAGCUGAUCCUAAUCCUCCAGCAGAAGGUGUAAUAAUAGAAUCAAGAGUUGAUGAUCAAAAAGGGUGAGACCAUAAAAUAUAAUUUUUUUUUUUUUAAAAUCUAUAUUUGAAUAUAACUUAAGAUUACAUAUUAUACAGUGUGUAGGAUAUUUAUAUCAUUCUAACACAAAACAGAUUUUUUUAAUGUUUGUUAAUUUCUCUGAGGGGGGGAGGGAACAUAUACAUUGGGAAAAUGAUUUGAAGAAAUGAUAAACUGCUGUAAAGUAAAAUGUAAGAAAGUAAUAACAGGAACAAUACGAGAAAAUCCUUAAAUUUUUAUAAAAAAAAUUUACUUAGAUGUCCUUGUGUUAGGUUAUUUUUAAUUGAUUUUAUAUAAAUGUUCUAUACAGGAUGUAUUUAUCUUGAUAAUGUCAAUUUUUUUUUAAUGCAAAUUAUAAUUAAUAAAUUGUAUAAUGAUAUAACAUGAACAAUUAAAUUAAAAAUGAAUAUAACUUUUAAGGAAAUUAUUUUGUUUUAUUAAAAAAAUUAUUAGUUAUUAAUUUUUAGAUUCUAAGUGGAGCGAGAAAUGUAUUGGUUGUACAAUGAUAUAUUUUUUUUUUCUGUGAACAAAUUCUACCAGAAAUUUUAAGAAAUUUUGUUUCAAUUUUCAAGUGUAGCACUUUUUCUGAAAGGAAAUUUGAUUGGGGAGAUCAUUUUUUGAAUUCCUCAUGGGUUUUCAUAACUGGAAAAAAACAGAAAAAUGUGUAAAAUAUAUUAUUUUCAAAUUGUAAAUAUUACGGCCUUUCAAAACAUGUAUAACCAAAUUUUGCUCAGAAUUGUCUUUUAUUAACAAAGAUUAAUCGUUGCGUACAGAUAUACAUUAUAUUUCCCUCUUUGUCCUACCUUCACAACUACUCACCUACUACAAUGGCUCACACAUUGUGUAAAGUAUUACCAUAUAUUUUUAUCUAUAAUAAGCAUUCAUGUAUUUAUUUUUUUUUAGAAAAUUAGCAACAGUUCUUGUCCAACGUGGAAAAUUAUUAAAUAAUAGUAUACUUGUUGCUGGUACUGCAUGGGGAAAAGUACGAAUAAUGAUGGAUAAUCAAAAUAAUGUACUUAAGGAAGCCAAUCCAUCUGAUGCAAUUCAAAUACUAGGAUGGAAAGAUUUACCACAAGCUGGACAAGAAUUCUUACAAGUUUCUUCUGAUGUAAUUAUUUUUAAAUAUAAUUAUAUUAUUUUUUUUUAUUCAUUAAUUUAGUUGUAAUAAUAUUAGUUUUGAAAAUUGUUACUAUAGAAAUGUGCACGGGAUGUAGUCAAUUAUCGUUUAUCUAAGAUUAUUGAAGAAAAACAAAUUGAAGAUAGUGUUUAUAUAUCCUCAAAACUUGAAGAGCAUAAUAAGGUAAAGGAAAUCACUAUAAAGGACUACAUAAAUAUUAUUUUCUACAAAUUUUUGUUUUAUCUGUUUAUUUAUUUUAGUCUGAACUAAAAAAAAUGGAUUAUAUGAAUUUAAAAAUAUUAAUGUACCAUUAAAUCAUUUCUUCACAGAAUAUCAUACUUUAUUAUUUAUGUUAAACUAGCUUGAAUAAGUCAUAUUUUUAAUAUAGUGAACAUUCUAUUCACAGACAUUUCCCAAAAAUGGACAAUGUUUAAAAAUUCUCUAUUUAAAGAUUAACUGUAUGUGUGACUAAUCUAACAGACAUUUUAAAUUUUAUUCUGUGGUCCAGGAUUAAAAGUUAACACUGUAUAGCGUGUAUAUAAUUUUUAAUAUAAUGUGUAAAUACUCUAAAUCUUAAAACAAUGGUACAAUUACAAAUAAAAAUACACAUCCAUACUUCAUAUGAUGGGUGGGCCAUUUUUGUAGGUUAGAAAUUGUGAAGGUAGGAUAUAGAAGAGAAUUUAAUUUAUAUCCGUAAGCAACGACUAAUUGUUAAUGAAAAAUAAUUCUGACUGGUGCCCGGUCAAUAAUAUUACUUUUUCAGCAAUGUGUGAUUUGAAUAAUUAAUGAUUUGAAGAUUAAAAUAAUAAAAACUUAAUAAUUACAAAAAAAUAAAUAAAAAUGGUUGCCUUAUUAUAAAUCUUUUAAUCUUUUAAUCAUUUUUAACAUAAAGAAUCAGUUUUUGCUCAUUAUCUCGAAUAUAAACAAGAAUUUCAAAAAUAUGAAGUACCAGUUAGAGCCACAAUUCAACAAAAAAGAUCUCUUUUCAUGUUUUGAUUGGAGCUAAAUUUUUAAGAGAAAAAUUAUUUACUGAUAUAAAAUACAUAUAGCAAAAACAAUAGAUCCCUCGCUUCACUCAGAGUCUAAAAGUAAAACAUUUUUUUUUUAAUAUUCUUUAAAGUUGCGUUUAUAUUUUUUAAAUCAAGUAAUUGCAUGAUGUGUAAGUAUGUAUGGAGAAUGGAUCUUACAUUGCAGAGAUAUUUUAAAUGAACAUUAUAUUAUUAAAUAAUGAAUACAUAACCAAAAAAAUAACUACACCUAUUAUAAUAGAUUUCUUCAUACAUAGAUUUACAUGUUUUAAAAUGUAUUUUGUUUUAGGAGUAUAAGGUACAUUUGGAGGACAAAAGAAAAGGUAGAAGGUUUAGAAGAAGUAAAUUUAGUCAAAUUUUUCAAGAAAAACAAUUAGAAAAUAAAAAAAAAAAUUUAGUUCAAGAAAUUUGUUUAAAUGUUGUCAUUAAAGGUAAUUAUGAAAUUAAUCUCGUAAUAUUUUUCAUCUUGGGUAUUUUUGAGUAAUGUUAAAUUAAAAAGUUUUAAAUGUUAAAAAAUCUAUGAUUUAAAUAAUUUAAAUUACUAUCUGUAUCAACUUACCUAUUAGUUAAGUUUUUGCUUGGAACUGUUUAAUCAUGUAUUUUAUCACAAUUCUCCCCCCCUCCAAAAAAAAAAAAAAUAAUAAAACUUGUAAAAUUAAUAGAUUCCUUGGUGUUUGCACCAUUCAACAUCUUACAUAAAUCAAUCAUAGAAAUUAAUUUUUAAAUUUAUCUAAUAUACAUUUGAAAUUUAGGUGAUGUUAUUGGAUCUAUUGAGGCCAUCUUAGAUGUAUUGGAUACUUAUGACAGUAAUUUAUGCAAAUUAGAUAUUGUUCAUUAUGGUAUAGGAAAUGUCAGUUUGUCUGAUAUUGAGUAUGCUGAUGCGUUCAAAGGUAAAUUAAGCUAUUCCAAUUAUAUAGUAUACAUUUUAUGUAUGUAUGUAUGUAUGUAUGUAUAUAUAUUAUAUAUACAAAAAAAAAGUUUUAUCAAAUAAAAAUGUAAAUUUUAUUAAUAGUAUAAUACAGUAGACAUUUUAAGUAUCAGUAAUUUGAAUUUAAUUGUUUAAAAAGAUUAUUAAUAUUAUUUUGUAUUUGAUAUUGUAUACAAUGUACUAAAAGACCAAAUUGUGUUACUUACUAGUUACUACAUAUUAUACAACUUUUUACUGGCUGUUUUAAUAUAUUUAUAAAAGUGUUUUAUUAUUGUAUAGUAUUUGUAUGGAUUUAAAACAUUCAUAUUGUGCUAUUUUAUUUAUGUUUUAGCUAUAGUUUAUGCUUUUAAUGUUGGUACAUUGAAAGAUGCAGAAGAAAAUGCUAAACAACAAAGUAUUACUAUUAAAGAACAUAAUGUUAUCUACAAAUUGAUAGACGACAUAAAAGAAGAAAUGAACAAUUGUCUACCUCCAAUUGAGGUUGAGGACAUACAAGGUAUUUAUUAAACUAUUACUUAGUUAUGGGUACAUUUUUUUAAAUAUUAAUUUAUCAUUAUAUUUUUUGUAUUUCAAAGGGGAAGCCAGUGUAUUACAAGAAUUUUUAAUAAACGAAAAUAAAAAACAAAUUCCAGUUGCUGGUUGUAGGUGCAUCAGUGGUACAUUGAAAAAAGCUGCACUUUUUAAAGUAGUCCGAGAAGAUGAUGAAGUUAUUUAUAAGGGUAUGCAAUAUUAAUAAAUUAAUAUUAAUAAUAUAUUUAAUAAUUUAUUUAUAAAAAAGGAAAAUUGUCAUCUAUGAGACAUCUAAAAGAUGAAGUGUCCACUAUCAAGACAAAUAUGGAAUGUGGGUUACGAUUAGAAGAUACAAGUAUCAGACUGCAACCUGGAGAUAAAAUAGUGUGUUACACAUUGCGAGAAAAACAACAAGAAAUUGACUGGGAAACUGGUUUCUAA
Messenger RNA from Cinara cedri, 7503 nucleotides. The record is from the annotation of a GenBank genome assembly. NCBI's taxonomy places the organism in Eukaryota, Metazoa, Arthropoda, Insecta, Hemiptera, Aphididae.